GUUUAUAGUAAUGUUAGAAACGUCUUUGUUCGCGCGGACACGCUGAAAGAAGAGAAGCGUCUCACAUCCCAAAAUCCAUCAGUGGAGGGCGUAGAAGGCACAAACGUCACUCUACGGUGUGACCUGAAUCCUCCCACCAACCUGUCUAAUUUCAUAGUGGAUGUGAACAGAGUCGAUCUUGAUGCCAGGAACAACUUGGUCCAUGCCGUCGUGAGGGGACGGGACCAUUCUCGUCCACAGAUGGGUCGGUACAAAAACAGGACACGUUUCAACCACAGUGACCUGAACCGAGGAAUCCUGGAAAUGACGAUCUCCUCAGUGACGCUGGCUGACACCGGACCGUACAAUUUCUUCAUCAGAGAACUGAAUGUCAAUUGUACUAUUAACCUCACUGUUGUGCCCAAAGACAAACACAACAGCACAAUGGGACAGGACUCCACCACAACUGGACAUCCUGGGAAAGAUGAUGGAGCUGCUGCAAAGAACGAGUCUGCGCUCGCCCCUGACGGUGGUGUUGUUGUUUUUUUAUUUGUUUUUGUUGCUGUCGUUGUUGUCGGUGGUGUUCUUCUAAUCCUGGUGAAGCGUGGAAAGAUCAAGAAUCUGCUGAGGACGGUCAAUAGAAGGACGGAUCGAGAUGCAGAAGUGGCAGCUGGCACUGAACUGUGUCUAAACACAAGUUGACCCGGACCUGGAUAGACCUGCUGCAGACCACUUGGGAAACAACAAGCAAGUAGUUUAGUGAUGACUCAGCAGUAAUGUAAACAGACACGUCAUAAUACAAUAACGAGAGGUGAGAAAUUAUCAUAUGCACUCUAUGAUGAUAUUGUGGGUCAUUGUAGGUCUAUGAUGAUAUUGUGGGUCAUUGUAGGUCUAUGAUGAUAUUGUGGGUCAUUGUAGGUCUAUGAUGAUAUUGAUAAGAGUCUCGUGCAUAUAUUGACGGGGAGGUGUCCAAAGACACGAUAACAGCAUCGGUGCAACCAGGACCGAGAGCACGAUCAGGGCGAACGGGGGGUACAGUAUCAGUGCAGCCACAGCACGAGCACAACCAAAGGCAGGAUCACAGCAUCAGCACAGAUAUCACAA
This is a messenger RNA of Plectropomus leopardus (leopard coralgrouper), 1083 nucleotides long. The record is from RefSeq and is a predicted model, not a curated record. NCBI's taxonomy places the organism in Eukaryota, Metazoa, Chordata, Actinopteri, Perciformes, Serranidae.